AUGGCGGGGUUCUUUCGAGUGGCCGUGCUGCUCCUGCCCUUACCGGCGCUGGGGCGCGGGAGGCAGCUGACGACCGUGAGCUGCCCCACUCGCAGUUCCCUGCACACGGAAUGGGGCUGCCCGGAUGGCGAGCUCGGGCCAGAGCUCCUCGUGGACCCGGGCUUCUCGGGCGCUGCCUGGGGGACCUACCUCAAGGAGCCAGGCGGCGCCAGCUUCAGCUUCACCGGUAACGGCGUGGCCGUCGAUGCUGCGGCGGACGACGAUGAGACGCCGUGGCACGUGCAGCUGACACAGGCGAUCUCUCUGGAACAAGGUGGCGCCACGGAGUCUUUUUAUAGCCUGUGCGUCCAGGCAUCUUCCACGGAGGCCGGCACGAUCCAAUUCGCUGUGGACGCCGACGGCGCUCUCAACUUUGCUGUGGCCGGGGGCGGCGUGCGUGCCCAGAUGAGCUUGGCCGGCGAUGGCCGGUUCCGCAACCAUUGCUUUAGCUUCCGCUUGGGGCCGUCGGAUUUCACAUACCAAGGGCGCGUUGCCCUGGACUUGGGCGCCGUGAAAGACGUGAAGGUAUGUCACGCAUCGCUCAAGCGCUGCGCGGUGCGCCCCAGGGUGGCUGGCAUCACGCCGGUGAGGCGGUGCUACCUCGCUCCGCUGUCGCAGGGGCUGGGCUGCACUCUGCUGGACAGCCAGAGCGGUGCAGAGUUCCGCGAGAAUCGGCAUGGCCAGGAAACCACCGGAAAACAAGCAUGCCUGCGAGAGAUGCGGGUACUUGCAGGCAACACCUUCGUGUUCUCGAUCGGGCACUGUGAAAUCUGGCGGUGCCCUUCAAGAGCUGCGCUGGUGGAGGCAGCGACGAGUUCCGACUCCAAGGAAGUCUUCAGCGAGCUUUGCGAGUACGACGAGACGGUGGCUGGGCGCCGGGGCGCCGAGAAGAGGUCGCCAGUGUACGUACAGCUCUGGGAGUGGAACUUCGAUGACAUCGCAAAGGAGUGCGCGAACUACCUUGGCCCCAAUGGCUUCGAUGCGGUGCAGGUCUCACCCGUGACCGAGCAUAUCCUCGGGUCGGAGUGGUUUACCAAGUACCAGCCCAUUGGCUUCGGCCUCAACUCCCGCUCGGGCAGUGAGGGCCAGUUCAAAGAGAUGGUCGCGAAGUGCCGCGCUGCUGGGGUUCAGGUCAUCGUGGAUGUGAUUCUCAACCACGUCGCCGCGCCAUGCCAGGCUGCCAUCGAGGCAGGCGGUGCGGUCGUGAUGCCCUGCAAGGGAUGGGCCGGCUCGCCCUACGGGAACCGGAGGAUCAACUCCCAGGAUGGCUGGAAGGGCCCCGAGCUUUUCCACAACCGCCAGGCCAUUGACGGCAACCUCCUGGGCAACUGCCCUGUUGAGGAGCCCAGCUUCACGUGUCCGCAGAGUGACCCUCCUGGUGACUGCACGCAAUGCGACUUCAAAGGCCUCCCUGACUGGAACACGGGUCUGCAGCCCACGCGCGACAUCCUGGUGAAGCAUCUCACGGAGUUGCACGAUCUGGGUGUAACAAUGCUCCGCCUCGAUGCAGCAAGCUACGUCUCCACGGAGGAUUUGGCAGCGAUCAUCAAUCAGCUGCCCUGGGACUUGGUGUACCAGGAGUGGUGGGGCGGCGUGCCUCUCGAAGAGAGGAGCGUGGCCGUCGGGCACUACCGGGAUCAGAAGUAUGGGCUGAAGAUCACCAAUGCCCUGGGCGUGGGCGACGCCAAGUACAUGCCGGAGCUCUUGAACAUUAGCCACGGCAUCGAUGGCAUCCCCCCAGAGCGCGCCGUCUACCCGCUGACCUUCCACGACCAGAGGACUUUCGAGGCUGAUCGCUUCGUCCCGACCUUCAAGAACGGCUUGGAGUUUCAUCAGCAGCAGAAGUUCAUGCUCGCCUGGCCGGAGGCGGUUGGCGUGCGCCUCUUUGGCGGCUACACCUUCACGGACAUGGAUGCGGGACCCCCUGGAAACUGUGGGAACGGCCGAUGCCAGCCAUUUCCCGUGUACAUGUUCAAUGAUGCCGAGCCUCGCUGCAUGCCGACGCCCACGACAUCCCCAUUGGCAACCGACUACGAGGGCUGGGUCUGUGAGCACCGCUGGGAGGGUAUCGCCGGCCUUGUGGGCUUCCGCAAGGCUUGUCGCGGGCUUCCCGUUACGCAGACGUGGUCGGAGUCGAGCAUUCCAUCUGUAGGACUAGGACGCUUUGCUUUCCGCGCUGGUCCCGACUGCUUCGUUGCACUGGUGCGAGGUGACAACACACG
This is a messenger RNA of Symbiodinium natans, 2261 nucleotides long. The record is from the annotation of a GenBank genome assembly. Lineage: Eukaryota; Dinophyceae; Suessiales; Symbiodiniaceae.